AUGAACAAAUUGUCAAAUAGUCAACAGCAGAUACUUCUGCAACAGCAACAACAACAGCAACAACAGCAACAACAACAUAAUAAUAAUAUUGGCAGUAAUAGCUCACUUUUGCAUUUUGAUGCGAAACGCAAAUAUGUAGAUUCACUUGUUGAGGACUUGCCUCGUGCUAUGAACAACAACAACAGCAGUAGCAUCAAUAGCAUUAGUAAUAAUAACAGCAACAUCAACAAUAUCAAUAACAUUACAAAUAACAACAAUGCAACACAUGGCAACAUAAACUUACUGAAUGAUAUCAACUUGUUCUCUAUGGUUCAUAGACCUGUCAAUAACAAACAGACAGCAGUGAUUGACGCAUCUGCUCAUUCUAAACCUCAUUCAUUGGUCAAUGCCACAUAUCAAUUGCCACAUGCCAAUGUCAAUGCCAAUGCCAAUGUCAAUGUCAAUGCCAAUGCUCAUAGUUCAUCGUUGAUCAACAACGGAAACAAACCUUUCAAGCACUUUGCUCAUCACUCUGUCGAAUCACUUCCAUGUGAUCCAUCUCUUCAACAUCAUAUCAGCCAUCACAAGAAUAACAACAACAACACAAGUAUAAAGAGACCGAUUAAUGACGUGCUACACAACCUUCCAUGCAAUGAUGCCUCUGAUUGUUGCAAGCCACCACAACGUAACACCAACAACAAUGGACAUGUAUCACCCGUAGCACAUCACAGUCAUGACCAUGACGAUGAAAUAGACGAUGAUGAUGAGCUUGACGACUAUGAUGACGACGAGCAUCAUGAUGACAGUGACGAUGAGUACUCUCCCCAUAGAGACCACUCAACCUCGUCCUCCGCCACAGCAUCCAAUGGUGGUGGGUCAAAGCCCGCCUACCGAGUGGAUAGGUCGCUGCUACUUGCCAAUGGAAAGGCGUCCGCCGAGGAGGCGGAUAGGAGUGGCAUGUCGACCGAUAACCCCUGCUGUCCCAACUGUAACAUACCGGCCGCCCGACGACAUGACAAGCGACGUUGGUGGUGCAGAAACUGCACCAAGUCCUUCACACCGUUCCGCAAGGGCAACCGACUGAAUGCCAAUGGUGACGUCAUUGGCAACACAGCCCCACAGUGCGGUCGUUGCCACCAACAGGCAUCAAGGAAGCAUGACAAACGAAGAUGGUGGUGUAAGUCCUGUAAGAAGCCAUUCACUCCAUCAUCUGGAUCCAAUUCUCAUGACCAAUACAAUGUCUGUGAUAACUCACAAAUCAUAUACUUGAUGGGAGGAAAGGAUGAUACAUUGUCCGACAAGUAUGAUGAAUGUGAGGAGAUUGCUGCUGAUGAGAAGCCGGCUGCCGUUCGUACGACUGAGAGUGGAGCAUCCAAGUUCAAGUUGUUACUCAAUCCUGUUCUAGCCGAGGACGAGGGUGUCAAUGGCAAUGGUCUGACCAUCAAUGGCAGCAGCAAGAAGUCAAAGCAUAGACAUGAUAUCCUUGACGAGGAUAUCAUGACAUUGAACAGUCUUCAACAUCUCCAUCAUUUCCUAAGCAAGGACAUUCAAUCUUCAUCAUCAUCACAAUCAUCAACACAACAGCCGUCCAGAGAGAAGGCCAUUGUUGUUGACAGCAACAACUCCACAGCAACCUCAACAACAUCCUCAAUCAGGAUGACACCAAUCACACCAACACCACCCACACACUGUACAGAUACAUCACCCAAUCAACGACCCAAGUUUAACUCACUGAAGCUGACCAACAACUACGACAUCAUUGACAAUGAGGAAGUCCUCAAAGGAAUUUUCCGUAGCUCUCCUCCAUCAGUUGUCCAUGACAUUGGCGGCGCCGCCAGUGGCAGUGGCAGCAACAUCAGUCACCGACCCCAACAACAACAACAAACCAUUCAAAGGAAUCACUCAAUCAUUGAUAUGCUUGGACCAACGAUGCCUGAGAUUCCUGCUCCGAAGCAAUCCACCAGCAACACUUCUACGCCCUCUCCAUCGUCCUACUCCAACAUGAUCCAUGUGAUGCCUCACACAUCGCCCAGCCGCUCCAAGACGCCCAGCGAGAUAAUAUUGGACAACUCGAUCGAGACACUCAUCCAGCUAAAUGGCGCUGAGAACUCGCCGCAAGUCAUCUUUGAGUGGUUGGAGAGGAGUCCCUACCUGUAUCUCUUUGAGAAGAUAGUUGGGUCUGAACGUCUGAAGCAACAGAUGUCUCUAGUGCAGCCAAGCGGUGCACUGCUCAACAGCACUGCUUUAAGUAGUAACAAACACAUUGGCAAUGGUAAUGGCAAUGGCAAUGGAAAUGGAAGUGGCGGUGGCAUUAGAAUGCUAUCUCCAUCAAAAUAA
Molecule: messenger RNA, 2316 nt
Organism: Acytostelium subglobosum LB1
Lineage: Eukaryota; Evosea; Eumycetozoa; Acytosteliales; Acytosteliaceae
Exons: 2
Coding region: 1-2316 (771 amino acids)
Source: RefSeq, a predicted model, not a curated record